CUCAUUCGAGUCCAGAGUACAGGUAACCUGCUAUGCGUGUCUACCUUAAACUCCGACACAUGAAGACCUCUAGUGCCUACCCGAACAUGGGCUAAGAAUCGGCUGGCCCAGGAGCAAAGGAUACUGUUCAUCUGGCGACGGACGCAUUGUUGGUUCUUGUCCUCUUUCAGCUUUCAUUCUGGCAGCAUUCUUGAAGCUUCUUCGACAUUGCUGGCUCUGGCCCCAGCUUCACGCCUCACCGACGGCUCCUCGUUCCGCCUGAAUCCCACCAUCUCCCAUUCUCUCGAGAUUUCCCAGUUGAGUGGCACCGCCGUCGCGGCCUCAAACAGACAUCAUGUCGGACGAACAAAUCUCGUUGCCAUUCUUUGCCAUUGUCUUGCUGGUCUCGGGCCUGAUAGUACGGUACCUCUUCUUCUCGGGGCCGCGCCCCGAACGGCCGCCGGCGAGGACAGCAGAGCAGAUAUUCAGAUCUAGAGAGGUGGCAGUACAGAGGAUACAGCAGAUGUUUCCACAGGUCGAGCGCCGGAGCAUUCUGUGGGAUCUCCAACGAAACGGUGGCAACAUUCAGAGCACCACGGAGCGGAUUCUGUCCGGCCGAUUGGAAACGCCGCCUGUUACGUUUCAACCACCUCCUCCUCGAAACCAAACUCCUCCCAGUGGAAGCCCGGGCCCUGCGGCGAAGCAGGCCGAGAAGCCAUCUCAGCCUGACCUGAUUACACGCUACAACCUCAAGAGCAAGAUUAGCGACGAUACUGCUACGGAAGAGAAGAAUGAGGUCGAGGAGGACAAGAAGGGCAAGGGCUGGAGCUCCAACCGUGACGAACGACAGAGUGCUUUGCAGCGGCGAAGGGAUGAGAUGAUCCUGGCGGCGAGACGGAAAAUGGAAGCCAAAAUUGCGGCGGAGAAGGCUGCUCAGGGAUCUUCUUGAAGGAGCUGUGACGGAGGAAAGGCGCGCAGAAACAGCAUGGUGAUUUCGGUCGGGGGGUAAUAUUUUUAUUUUCUACGGAUGCAUGGUUAUGGUGAGGCUUUGCAAGCACUGGCGUUUUUAAAUUAUGUAGAUGGAGGUAGUGUAGGAUAUUUGAUUGCUUCAAGAUGCCUGGUCGAAGCCAGUGUGAGAAUGGUUACAAUGUGCGUAAUAGUUUGUGUGUCUAACACGCAAGGUGGGAUGCUAUCAAGAUAAGUAAAUCCCUUGAAAACAAUGGAAUACUUAUUGUCAGGUGGGCUAUUUGUGCCUACUUGGUACCAUUAGGUAUAGAAUUGAUAACUCAAACAUCGGGAGAGUCGUGUUUGCAUCGGCUUUGUCGCCGAGAGAGAACUUCUAGGGGACAAGACACCGACAGUCCGAUGGAGCAAACCGACUAAAUACACAAUAAGCAAUGGAA
Messenger RNA from Trichoderma harzianum CBS 226.95, 1382 nucleotides. RefSeq lists its product as hypothetical. The record is from RefSeq and is a predicted model, not a curated record. The coding region runs from base 335 to 928 and encodes 197 amino acids. Lineage: Eukaryota; Fungi; Ascomycota; Sordariomycetes; Hypocreales; Hypocreaceae. The transcript is spliced from 2 exons. Gene Ontology annotation, molecular function: ubiquitin binding.